AUGGCAAAUUCACUGACCGAACAUGAUGAACAUGGUAUCGAUAAUGCGGUCAGCCAUCAUUCGGUCUCCAAAGUUGUGGACAAUAAACUUUCGCCGAUUCUUAAAUGAAGGUCCCAGAAUAGAGGCGACUUCUUCUGUACUGGAUUCAGUACCAAAACUAGAAGAAGAUGCAGGACAGUCAAUAUGCUUUGGUUGUGUUCCAACAAGAUGAAGCAGUGCACUCGUUCCAGGAGACAGCGCUGCACCCUGCCAAAAUGCCUAUAUCAAGACAACAAAUUUUCCUACCUGAAAAAUAUCUUAGUGGGUUGCCAGUGGGAGAAGUGCAUGAAGAACUAAGACCACAAAAGAAGAAACCUAUGGAGAAAGUCUAUAAUGACUUACAUUUUGCCAAAGAUGGGAUCACAGGGCAGAUAGAUUUACUUUACAACUCCUUGAAGGUUCAGGACACUGACAUAUUGAAAAGGUGCUUUGUGAGAGGCCAGAUGCAACACUUGUUAGAGAAGUUCUUUCCACACCUGGCUGUACAGCCAUUUGGAUCCACAAUGUGUGGACUGUCCAGUGCCUACAGCUCUGACCUGGACCUAUAUUUGGUUGACCUUAAAAACGGAAGUGGUGAUGAUCUGUCAUCAACCGUCUUACCCCAAAAUAGGGCCUUGAUCGACAUGCCUUCUGAAUUAGCCAUAAUUGGAAACCUUUUGCCAGCAUGGUCCUCACACCUUAAGGCAGUUCAAUUUGUGUUGGGUGCAAGUAUUCCACUUUUGAAGCUGAGACACAAUGUGUUGAACCUUGACAUAGACCUCUGUGGACAAAAAGCCCAAAGCAAUGGCAAACAUAUAUCCAAACUGUUACACACGUUUGCUGGACUGGAUGCACGGGUGAAACCCCUUGUUUUAGUCAUCAAAGAGGUUGCACAGCAACUAAAAAUUGUAAGGUAUCCUCAACCAAACCCCACAAUGACAAACUUUAUGGUCACAGCUCUGGUUGUGAGUUUUCUACAAACAAGGACACCCAGUAUAUUGCCUUCUGCUGAAUAUGCUGACUCAUUGCACAAUGAAAGAAAUCAGUCUUCAUUAUUUGUAUCACAGAACAGCAACACCACAGGAGAUCUGUUGUUGGAGUUUUUCCAGCAUUAUCACAAGUUUAAUUUUCUUUGCCAAGGUCUAUCUAUAGAUCUGGGGCAAACUGUUAAACUCGCACCUCCCAGCAUUAAGCCGGGCAUAAGCUGCACUCUCUAUGGCAAUAAUCUAUGUAGAAAUAAAAACAAGAUGGAUUACCUCAAAUUCUUUAGAAUGUCAUGUGAACAUGCCCUGAGAGUGCUUGAGAAACCUUUUGAUAAUUCAAUGGAACCUUGGGGACUGGAAGCACUUUUGAAGACUAAGAAUCCUUUGAGGACACAACAAAAGAAGAGACUGCCACAGGUGAUCUUGAUUUAA
Molecule: messenger RNA, 1433 nt
Organism: Lingula anatina
Lineage: Eukaryota; Metazoa; Brachiopoda; Lingulata; Lingulida; Lingulidae
Product: poly(A) RNA polymerase, mitochondrial-like
Biological process (GO): RNA 3'-end processing
Molecular function (GO): poly(A) RNA polymerase activity
Source: RefSeq, a predicted model, not a curated record